AUGCAGUUCACGGAAGAGAAAGCCGCGGAGGUCAAAUCCUGGGUUGUGAAGAAACUUGAAGAUAUCUCCGAUGCAGACUCGGAAGUAUUGGCGGAUUAUGUCCUUGCUUUGGUAUCUACGGAUGCUCCAGACGAGGAGAUAAGGAAAGCUUCCGUGGAGAAUCUCGAAGACUUUUUGAAAGAGAAUACUGUUAAAUUCGUGGACGAAAUAUUUGAAAAGUUUCACCCAAAACCAGAGCAGCAGCAGCCUCCUCCACCCGCCGUGCAGCAGCCCUCUUUGCCUUCCCCAGCCCAAAAUGCCCCGUUCGGUCAGCAGCCUCCAAAUGCGGAUAUGAUGGCUCAAUUUGCGCAAGCCCAACUCGGACCAAUGGGACAGCCAGGACUAGGCGGAUUUGAAAGCAAUGACCAGCAAUUUAACGCGCGGAAACGAACAUUUAACGAUUCACAGGGGGGUGAGGAUCAGGGCCCAUAUCAAAGAAGCGCGGAUAGGCCGUAUAAGGCCGCACGCGGUCGACGUGGUGGCAGAGGAGGUAUAGGAGGGUGGGACAACCGACAAAAUCCAGGUGCACAGGGCCAGGGCUAUUCACCAAAUAUGCCUGGAGGAUUUCGCGGUGGCCCUCCUGCUCCACAGCCUGGAUUCCCUCCUUUCAAUCCCAAUGACCCAAUUGCGCAGAUGUUAAGUAUGUCAGGGAUGAAUUUUCCGCAAAUUCCAGGGAUGCCACCCAUGCCACCGCUCCCAUCGCUUAAUGGGCAGCCACAGACCUCUGGUUCGCCCCCUAACAAAAUUGCGGAACGAUGUAAGGAUUAUGAUACUAUGGGAUUCUGUGUUUUGGGAAGCACUUGUCCUUACCAGCAUGGUCAGGAUCAUUUGGUUGCCCCAUCAAAGGAUGACGAGUACGACCCAACCAAAUCGAAUAUUGUAUCUAACCACCCGACGAAUGGUGCUAAUGGCGGUGGACGUGGUGAUCGAGGAAGAGGGCGAGGCCGCGGCCGUGGUGAUAGAGGAGGUUAUGGCUCGCAACGCCGUAAUCGGGCUGACUUUUCACACGCAGGCCCCAACGAGGACCGGAAAAUCACAACUAUCGUUGUCGAGCAAAUACCGGAAGACAAAUUUAACGAAUCUACCGUCCGAGAAUUUUUCUCUGAUUUCGGUGAAAUUACAGAGAUCACUAUGAAGCCAUAUAAACACCUAGCCCUUGUCAAAUAUGACUCGUAUGAUGCAGCUCAUCGAGCAUGGUCAAGCCCGAAGGUCAUCUUUGACAACAGGUUUGUAAAGGUUUAUUGGUAUAAGCCUACAGAGUCAAGAGGUGACAGCAACGGCUUUAAACCGUCUUCUACUGAAGAAGCCCCGUUCGAUCGAGAAGCGUUUGAGAAGCAGCAGGCGGAGGCUCAAAGAAUUCAUGAGGAAAAGGUCAGGAAACGAAAAGAAACGGAGGAAGCAAUCUUAGAACAUAAAAGGAAAACCGAUGAAUUGCUUAAACGCCACAAGGAGGAGCAGGCUAAAUUAUUGGAGAAAUUGCAAGCUAAGGGUGCUGGCAAAGAAACUGCUGCCUCUGAGACGGGAGCUCCGGUGAAUGAUCAGACUGCCUCUUUACGUGCCCAGCUCGCGUCUCUACAGGCAGAGGCUAAAAGCAUGGGUAUUGAUCCCGAUGCUCAGCCGGAGUCUACUUUUGGCCGGGGUCGUGGACGAGGCUUUGGUGGCUUCCGUGGAAGAGGUGCAUUCCCUCCUCGUGGCCGUGGCUACGACCCCUCGUUUAGAGGUGGGUUUAGAGGCCGAGGAAGCUUCCGUGGCCGCGGGGGCGUGAUGCGCCUCGAUAAUCGUCCUAAAAGGGUUGCUAUCUCAGGGGUAGAAUUUGAUACUAACCGCGACGAGGCGUUGAGGCAAUAUCUUUUGGGAAUCGGAGAAUACGACAGCGUUGGUCCCAGCCCAGAUCGUCCGGGAGCUUUGGUGGUAUCCUUCAAAGACCGAUACGUUGCUGAGAAGCUAUUCCAUGGCCCAACUGACAUCCCAUCAGUCGGCAAGGUUGAGUUCGCCUGGGUUAAUAACCCGCCGCCUGCUACGACACAGCCCGGUGGCGGAGCUGCUCAGAAAGCCAGCGAAGAUGUUGCUAUGACCGAUAGUAAUACGCCCAGUGCUCUCGCACAGGAGAAGGAGCCAACGCAUGAAGUUGACUAUGAUGUGGCUGAAAUGGAUGAUGCCUGGGGGCCUGAGUGA
Molecule: messenger RNA, 2214 nt
Organism: Arthroderma uncinatum
Lineage: Eukaryota; Fungi; Ascomycota; Eurotiomycetes; Onygenales; Arthrodermataceae
Product: CCCH zinc finger and RRM domain-containing protein
Exons: 5
Coding region: 1-2214 (737 amino acids)
Biological process (GO): mRNA processing
Cellular component (GO): nucleus
Molecular function (GO): metal ion binding; RNA binding
Source: RefSeq, a predicted model, not a curated record